Messenger RNA from Meira miltonrushii, 930 nucleotides. Its product is annotated as putative SSU72-nuclear zinc-finger motif-containing protein. Gene Ontology annotation, molecular function: RNA polymerase II CTD heptapeptide repeat phosphatase activity. NCBI's taxonomy places the organism in Eukaryota, Fungi, Basidiomycota, Exobasidiomycetes, Exobasidiales, Brachybasidiaceae. Gene Ontology annotation, biological process: termination of RNA polymerase II transcription. Gene Ontology annotation, cellular component: mRNA cleavage and polyadenylation specificity factor complex; nucleus. The transcript has a single exon. The coding region runs from base 79 to 783 and encodes 234 amino acids. The record is from RefSeq and is a predicted model, not a curated record.
AUGCUUAAUCGCGUUUUGGUCUUCCAUCCAACACCUAGCCAUCUACACCCUUACAAGAGGUGAUCAUAUCCAACAAAGAUGUCGAUGGAUGUAAGCUCAAGCAAGUAUAUCCAAAGUGGUGCUCCACUGCCACCAUUACCGGGCUCGGAAGAAAUGGCAGCAAAAGUGGCAGCCUACAAUCAAAGUGAAGAUGCAAACAGACCACCACCAGGCAAUCUAUUUUGCGUAGUUUGUGCGUCAAACAAUAAUCGUAGUAUGGAAGCUCAUAAUGUUUUACAACAUGCUGGUUUGAAUGUCACUUCGGCUGGAACGGGAAGUGCGGUUAGAUUACCUGGACCUUCGGCUGAUAAACCCAAUAUUUACACUUUUGGUACCCCGUACGAUACCAUUUAUCGAGAUCUUGAAGGGAAAGAUCAGAGAUUGUACACGCUCAACGGGCUGCUACCGAUGCUGGAUCGCAAUCGACGGAUCAAAUCAGCUCCUGAAAGAUUCCAAGAGAGGAGAAAUUUGGCCGAUAUCGUGAUCACAUGUGAAGAAAGAUGUUUUGAUGCCGUUUGUGAAGAUCUACUCUCCCGGCAUGGCGAGCUAAAUCGACCCGUUCAUGUGAUCAAUGUGGAAAUCCGAGAUGAUCAUCAAUCAGCUCUGGCUGCCGGUAAAGCAAUCUUGGAUUUAGCAAGAGUCAUCGAGGCAUCUUCCUCGCUGGACGAUGAUAUCACUUCAAUUUUGGAACGUCAUCAAGAACGAUUUCCACACGCUUUGUUGCACAGUAUUCACUAUUAUUGAGCUUUUGUCUCAUUUAUCUUUCUCGUUGGGUACCUUCGAAACGGGCUUCAUCACACACCACACACACAUCAUCUGUAACAAUACAAUUUCAUCCAAUCAAAAUCUUCAUGUAAGUAAAAGAAAACAAGGUCAUCACAUCGAUCAAUU